AUGGCUGAUUCCUCCUCGGAUGGAAAUGCUGAAGAAGAUUCAGAUGAUCCAGGACGACUCAGCAAAGAUCUCGCACUGAUCAUGAAUGGGAGAUAUGGUUCGAGCAACUAUCGAAGCAAAGGCAAGAGCAAGAACUACGACUCCGAUGAUGAGAAGAAAACAAAUAAGUUCUUCAAGAAGAAGAACAGCUCCUCCUCAAAAUCAUCGCCAAGAUCUUCCUCAAAGAAUCCUUCCAAGUCCUCCUCCAACCACAAGAAUACUUCUCGCAAGGCCAAGACAUACAUCGGCAAGGAAAUGGAGUCUGAGGAAGAAGAAUCAUCGGGUUCUGAAGAGGAAGAAGAAUCUGACGAAGAUUUCGAAUCCGACAUGGUUGGCAUAGCAUGUGCCUCCUCUGCUACGACAAACUUCUUCGGGAAUCCUUCAAGUGACGACAAAUCUCUUGCAUACUGCUUCAUGGCCAAGGCUUCGAAAGAGAAGGUAUCCUCCAAGCAUCACAAGACUCGCUCCAGUGAUAAAUAUUCUUCUGAUGAGGAUGACCAUGCUAAGUUGAUCAAAAUUGCCAAUAUACAACAAAAUUCUCUUGAGAAAAUUAAGAAAACCCUCAGGAAAUCUGAAGGGCUGUUGCUAGAGGAGAUGGAGAAAAACCAGUCGCUGACGGAAGAGUGCACUGAAUGGAUUAUGGAUAGUGGAUGCACUAGUCAUAUGACCGGAGACAAGUCGUUGUUUGUCAACCCCAACUUAACUACUUCUCCUUUGAAGUAUAUCACUUUUGGCGACAACAACAAAGGAAAGUCUGUUGCAGAUUCUGCCAAGGUACACAGUAUGGCUAAUGAUCAAAAGGCUCUCAUGGGAACGGUUGAUGAAUCAAAAGCACUGAAUGCAAAGGGCCCAACAGGAGGCCCGUCAUCCAGCAAGAGGAAAAGAUCCGAACCAAAUGCAGAUGAACAAGAGGCCAAGCACCUCAAGAAUGCUGAAAAGCGAGCCAAGAAGGCCGCUAAAGAUCAAGCCAAGGAAGAAGAAAAUCGUCAUCUCAUCAAAUCAGACGUUGAGAAGAAAAAGGCUGAAGGAAAAGUAGAACGCGGAAUGAAGAUCAAAUAUGAUCCAAAAUCUGCCGAUCUGAAGAAAAAGAGUGCCCCGAGGAAAAGGCCAGCUAAGCCUGUUGAACACCAAAGUGACUCUUCUGAUAGAGAUGAUCCCCCGCUCACUCGAGAAGAAAUUGAUGCAACUCUCUCUAAACAAGUAAAUGUGACUACGUCCACUAUUAUGCCUGAUCUUCGAGAAAGUGUCGUCCUAGUUGCAGCUCCGAAGAAGAUUCAUCUGAAAAGAAAGACGCCUCAUACCAUUGUCACUAUGGUUGACAAAUUGAAUAUAGAUCCUCAUCCUGAUGCAAUUAACUUGCAAGAUGUAGUAGUCCAAGCACCUGUUGGCUCUGCUAAGCCAGGAGAACAACUGCCGAGGCAAAAGAUGAAGCAAAUAAAAGGCCCUGCUGCAAAGCAAAAGGUUCCAAGUACUGAUGCUGUGAUGGAAAAGGCUGAACAAUUUGCUCCAAAACUGACUCAACCAUUGGCAUCAUUGCCUCUGACCGAGAAAAAUGUUGCACAGACUGCUCCUACGGCUCAGACCACUGCUCAGCCUCAAAAUGUCUCUGUUGCACCACAUUCCUUCGACCAUACCUUCAUCAUGGAGUAG
Molecule: messenger RNA, 1689 nt
Organism: Aegilops tauschii subsp. strangulata
Lineage: Eukaryota; Viridiplantae; Streptophyta; Magnoliopsida; Poales; Poaceae
Source: RefSeq, a predicted model, not a curated record